Jaminaea rosea is the source of this 2841-nucleotide messenger RNA. RefSeq lists its product as hypothetical. The transcript has a single exon. Bases 1 to 2841 code for a protein of 946 amino acids. NCBI's taxonomy places the organism in Eukaryota, Fungi, Basidiomycota, Exobasidiomycetes, Microstromatales. The record is from RefSeq and is a predicted model, not a curated record.
AUGGCCGACACGACUUCAACGUCCACCCCAACUCAAGCUCGUUCCAAGAUGAGGCCAACCGCAGUGGCUGGGCCUCACGAUCAUAUGGCUGAACCGCGUAUCUUUCGAGACGAGCGCAAGCAGAGUCUGCGUCUGGAUCUCGAAGGACUUGAUCUGGGAGGACCAUCUACUCUCUUCGAUGUAGCGGCUGCUCAGCAAGCAGCGUCGUCGUCGUCGUCAUCCGACCGCAAGGCCGCCUCGCCUCGCAUCAAGUCCAUCGGUAGAUCACCGCUUCGUACGAGGCGCUCUCCGUCAAAGGCUGCGACAACCGAAGACACCUUUGUAGCUCACCUCAGAUCCAAUUGCUUGGCCGCCAACGAGAUCCUGCCCUCCGAAGUCAUGCUGGACCCGAAGAGCUUGUCACCACCAUCCCAGCUCGACCACCAUUUUAAUACAACCUCAAUGUGGGAUCGUCCUGCGGCCGCAUCUCCUCACCAAGUCCUGGGAGGCUUUGCUUCGCUCGGCCCUACGUCGUGGACCAACUCGCAACCAUUCCUUCCACCGUCGAUGAGGUCAAGUCUCGAGUGCGAUACGUGCUGUCAACAGGCGGCGAGCUCGUCUGUAGGGAGCACGCUGGAGCCACGCCCACACGACGCUAUGCAUGUGUUGGACCUCAUGUCGGUCGAUGAGAUGGGUACACAUUCGAUCAAUGUCGGCAAUCGCGAUGACUGGCAGGGAGCCCUUCUCGCUCCGUCGGCAAGCUCACCACUUUCACCAGAGGAGGCUUCGACGGCAUGGAUGUCAGCACGCUCGACACAAGCUAAGCGCAAGUGGAUCGUCGCCCCCUUGCUCGCUGACGACGAGACAGCAGCGUCACGUACCAUUGUCGUCUCGGACAAGGCUGCCAUGUCGAGGAUUCAGUACGCCUUCUCCUCGUCCAGCGCUGCGAGCACAAGCAACCACAAGCCACCAGCAGCGUUCUCUGGUCUUGCACACUUUGAGUUGCGAUCUCUUCGGGAGGGACUGUCCAAGCCAGGCGUCGUACUUGCCAACCCGUCGACGCUGCGGGUACUUUACUCGACAGACCUGGGAAGUCGACGCGCAAGCUCACGACGUGUUGAAAGCUUGAGCAGCUCGAGGCUUUCGGUCGACCACCCUUCACCUGCUUCUACCCUCAGGCGUACGCGUUCACGCCCAGCGCUCAAGUACGGUGCGCUCGACCACUACGAUGAGCUUUCAAACAGGGAGCAGCAGCUCGUUCAGUCACUCGUCUCCUCGGGACUCAUUGAUGCAGGCACAAUCGGCACCAGCAGCGGGGAGGCUAUCAAUCGCAGAAGAGCAUCGUUGGACGAGCCUCGGCGCAGCAUGGAGGACUAUGACAAAGGACAAGGCGGCGCAUCCCUCGACACAAUCAUGGCGGCGUCGAAAAACACCGCUCAGCCACAACCAGUCAGCCCUCUCUCACCGAUCUCACCAACAGCGCCACUUCCCGCGCCUACAGCCAUGGCUCAAUCGAGGACAUGGAACGAGCAGGAGCAGGAGGUAGAACAGCAGCGCCAAAGACAGGGGGCAGAGCAGCGAGACUUGCUACGACCCCGCGCAGCUACCACGUCCCUCGAUCCGUUUCCCUCAUCUCGCCAGCAAAGAAGGACUGCAACCAGCGGCGGCAAGCUCGGGGAGUGGCUCAAGCGCAAGAUCUCAGGCCACGUCGGCGCCUCAUCCUCCUCUCCCUCAUCCGCCUCGUCGCCUUUCGCUUCGCCGCAGCUGCCAUACGGCCGCAGAGGAAGUGCUAGUGACGAGGAGCUGGUCCUCAAUGCGGGCAAGGCGCAGAGGAGGCAGGGGUUGGGUCUAGGUAUCAUGCCACAGCAAAGCAUGAAGGCGAUGCGGGUUAAAGCGCCCGCUCCCACGUCGAUGGGUCUGUGGCUGCCACCCGCUGUCCCUCCCCCAGCGUUUCCCAAGGUAUCAGCAGUCUCCUCACCUCCUCUCGCGUCUCCCAUGCGUACUCCUACCGCAUUGCUAGGUCUCAACGAUGUGUCCGAAGACGCUCUCACUAUGCUCAUUCCGCUGGGGAGCGAUGCCGACCGCAGGCGAAGAGCACCACGUCGCUACUUGCGCGUCACAUUCGUUCCUUUCAGCGGCCAAGACAAUGUUCAAGCACAGCCACAUCGUCACCGUCACCAUCGCCAUCAGACCUCGUACCUGCCUCCCAACAAGGGCAGAAGCAUGGAGGAGCGACGCACGACCAUCACGCCUGGGAACGCCAGUCGAGACACAUUUGAGUCCUCACCUGCUUCGCCCACAAUGACGACUUCUACAUCCAACUCCUCUUCAGCCUCGGCCGUCUCCUCGACGUCGUCCUCUGCCGUGGGUGGAGUGGCGGUGGCGGCGGCUCAGGCUGCGACAGGAUGGCUGCAGAGGAGGCGGGUCAAGACUAGCGGGGCCGAGAGAGAGCAGGCACAACAGCAGCUUGAGAGGGACGAGAUGAAUAUCACCUCGCUGCCGAUUUUCACCUCAACGCUUCUCUCGCCUACGUCCACCCUCGCCCCUCUUACGAGCCUCGAAGGCGAAGGCGCUUCAUCGUCCAACCGUCGUGCGUCGCACGUCGAAGCGUUCCGAGUCACAGCCCUCGUUGUGGGGGACAAUAGCGUCGGUCCUUCCUCCUCAUCGCUGCUACCCGAGCCAGGCACCUUUCCCGUCGUGCUGGCCGUCUGUCUCGCAGGCAAAUCGUCGCUCGACCUCGUGGCUGAAGGAUGGGAUUCAUUGGGUCUGGAGACGUCUGGAAGCAGUGGGGAUGAGAAGAGCCCAAUGUUCCGGGUAGCUGAUACUAUAUUGGCUGCUUGCGCUGCGGUAAUGGAUUUGUGA